Messenger RNA from Neodiprion fabricii, 1786 nucleotides. RefSeq lists its product as uncharacterized. The transcript has 5 exons. Lineage: Eukaryota; Metazoa; Arthropoda; Insecta; Hymenoptera; Diprionidae. Bases 554 to 1780 code for a protein of 408 amino acids. The record is from RefSeq and is a predicted model, not a curated record.
AUAUUCUGAAGAGACCCGUAUUAUUGUGCUUUUCUAGUUACUAUAAAAAAAUGAAAUUUCUCUUACUCUAGUGAUUCCAUAUCGCUCACGGAUACACGUGAAAACCGAAAGCUGGCAUAUUCACAUGUUUCCAAAAAUGAGUUGAAAAAAAUCUGGAACUGCACACCGGCAACAUUGAUUACAAUUACCUGUAUCAUUAUAAAAUCGUCAGCUAUGAAGCUUAUUCACGAUGAAAAUAUUUUCGGAAUAGACAAUGUCCUCAAAAAACAGCUUAAGUCAUGUGUGUGAAAAACGGUUUAGUUUCCUUUUCAAAAAAUGGAUGAAAUACAUUGUCACGAUAUAAUUUCGUGUCCCACUUUGGAUCAAUAGUAACCACAUUCGGAUUGCUAAACGUAUAAAUUUCGACAUUUCAUCGAUGGAAAAUACCGACUACGUCAUAAAAUUAUGUAAAAAUAGUACCAUUGAGAUUGAUGCAUGAUGUUGAAGAUCAACUGUACAUAUAAUAAAAUUCAGACAAAAUUCACUCUUCUUGCAGUGAAAACAUGCAUAAGAGAUGAACAUCAAUAUGAACCAAAACGUAUUAGAACUGGAAACAUCCAGUCAAGUCGUUGGAUCAGACGGAAAAGAAGUUGUUCACUGGUUUGACAAUGGACGUGUUGACGUGAUGGACCAACAUCAACAGAUGCAAUCUACGUAUUAUAAAUUCCAGAACGAAGUGGUCGCCGUUUUAUACACUUUGACGAUUUACGAGGCUGAAGCUGGUAACGUUAACGUAACGCAACGUCAGGGGACUUAUGAUAUGAUGAAUCAGCCUGAACAUGAGUUGAAGCUCCGAUUGCCUGAAUUAGGCACUAGGAAAACUCACGAUCACAUAAUGGACCUCGAACCUGCCAUGGAAACACAAGUACAGGAGACCACGUCGAAGAAAUUACCGAAGUCACGGGGAUCCAAAAAGACAAAACCUGUGAAGGAAACAAAAGAAAUUGUAAAACGUUCAAAACAUCCCGAGAAAUGGAAAGUAAAUGUAAAGAAAAACGCUAGGCUCAGGGGUGAAGAAUAUAUUGGUGUUGGAGGUAAAAUAGUUCCGGCUAAAGUAAUGGGCCCACCGUGUGACUGCCGCAUGCGAUGCAGUGACAAAAUUGACGAGGAAGCUCGAGCGCAGCUGCACAACGUAUUUUGGAAAACUUGUACCUGGGAACAACGAAAGCAAUAUGUAGCACUGUCGGUGAAAGAAUCGCCAAAACAGCGGACCAGAUGUCGUGGUAACGUUAAAUCAGAGCAUCGUAGACAGGUCACAUUUACUUACUCCUUGCUUAUCAAAGGUGAAGUUUUAACGGUUUGUAAACCGAUGUUUCUGAGCACAUUUUCGGUCUCUGAAAAAUUCGUGAGGCAUGCCAUGGAGAAGAAAAGAACGUCACCAGGUGGAAUUAUUGGCCCCGAUCAAAGAGGCAGGCAUACGCCAAAAACGAAGAAAAGCGAAGAAGUUAAAGAACGAGUACGCGAGCACAUCAAUUCUUUUCCUGCUGAAAAACUAAAUUCCAGAGAUCGGAGUAACAGGAGAUACUUGGACUCAAAUUUGAGCAUUGCCGCCAUGCAUAAGUUAUAUCUUCAAAAAUGUAAGGAGGAUGGGAUACCGGAUAGUGAAACGGUCAAGGAAAGUUACUACAGAGAAAUGUUCAAGUCCGAAUUUGAUUUGGGUUUCAAAGUUGCUGUUGAUAAGGGUAAAAAUUCACCAACACACACUGUAUCACGUAUCAGUAAUAAUAAAAAUAAACCAUGAAAUACA